Messenger RNA from Hypomesus transpacificus, 1566 nucleotides. It is a transcript of the gene cdca8, whose product is annotated as cell division cycle associated 8. Bases 97 to 930 code for a protein of 277 amino acids. Gene Ontology annotation, biological process: mitotic sister chromatid segregation. The transcript is spliced from 11 exons. Lineage: Eukaryota; Metazoa; Chordata; Actinopteri; Osmeriformes; Osmeridae. The record is from RefSeq and is a predicted model, not a curated record. Gene Ontology annotation, cellular component: chromosome passenger complex; chromosome, centromeric region; spindle midzone.
CGACGGUGUAAAUUUGAAAAUACUUUGUGGAAAGAGAGGGAGAACAACUGAUUAAGCUUUCCAGCUAACUCGGAAUACAAAUAAUAAUCAGCCACCAUGGCACCAAGAAAAAAGACCUCGAAACAACGCAAAAACAACCCGAAAAUUGACAAGUUGGAAGCUUUCCUCGAGGAUUUCGACUGCGAGGUGAAAACGGUUGUCGAGAGACUGAAGGAGAAGAGAAAUCACCUGCUUAAAGAUGCAGACAACUGCUACAACAUGGCCCUGAUCAAGCUACCUACAGCUGUGAGGCGGAUUAACUGGUUGGAACAUUGCAAAAUGGAUAAGCCCAAAUCCCCAGUCAUAGAGGAGUCCAAGAAAGAGGAAGUGGCUGCCAAGGUGGAGAGUGUCCUGGCUGAGGUCCACACCCUGGCCACCAAAACGGUCAAGAAGUCCUCCAAGAAGAAGGGUGGAAUGAGCUCAGAGGAUGAGGAGAACACAGUCCCCAGCACUGUAAAGAGGGGAAGAACCAAGAAGCCCCCCACUACGUCCAAGAAGGCCAAAGCUCUGUCAGCCAGCAAGCAGAACACCUCCGUCACAAGGUCCAGUAGGCGGCCUCUGGUCACGCCUGCUAGGAGCAUGCUGGACUGUUCUCUCAUGGGCCCCACCCCUCUCGUCACCCCACGCUUCGACCCCAGGUUGCCCAAAACCCCGGCAGUGCGGAUCCCCCGCCACAAGGAGAGGGUGUACAGCAUAUCUGUCAACGGCUCGCCCGUCGCCGCGGGGGGCGAGGAAAUCGUCAUUAACGUCCCAAUCGGGAAUGGAGAGUCUAUUCAGCUUCUGGCCAGUCAGAUGGACACAGUAGAUCUGAGUCAGCUGGACGAGACGGCCAUACACAGUAUCCGUCUGCUGCAGAACCGCCUCACAUCACUGUGUGGACCCUCUGUUUAACCAACCACCUGCCCCGGUUGCUUUUAUACAAGCCUUAUUGGUUGAAGAUUUUAAUUCCCCCCCCCCCCCCCCCCCCCCCCCCCCCCAGAGAUUUUUGAAUCCUUCACGUUCUUUUCCAUAUACAUAUUUCCUAUCUUUGUAUCUCAUGUAAUUCUUAAGUUACAUUUGUAGAUAUCUGACCUGCAUCAUGAUGUUUUAUUUGUUCUUAUGCUGUUUUAGUGAAAGGGAAUGUGGUUUGUAAGACUUUUUAGAACACGGGUAAAUAGUUUAACUCGUCUAGAUGAUUUGGUCUGUGGGAGACACACACAGAUGGAUGUCACUUGGCAACUGCAUGCGUAAAAAGAAAUUCAGUCUUCUUUAUGGUGACGCUUUUAUUCUCUUUAGGUGUACUUUUGUAAAUAAAUCUCAAUCACAUCUCAGCUAAGAGUCCAGUUACAGUAAGACUUUAAAGUACUUUUAUUGGUUGAUCACAUGGAAAGCUGUACUUGGGAGUUUUUCAGUCAUGCUUUAUAAUAUUUACCAUACUACGUUCAUUGCAAAGCUUUCUAAUCUUGGUCCUGGUCUUUGUCAAGACACAAUUUGUUCCUUGUUUUCUGUAAAUAUUCAUUAUAGUUUAAUACAUUUUGUUGGACCUGG